GCGCGUCAAGGGAAGGUGUUGUUCCAUCCGUCAAUGACGGGGCUUCGUGUACUGUGUCUUAAUAAGUUAUUUUUGUUUAUUGCUCGUCGUGUAUGAGUAACCGAGGACGCAAACUGUGAGGGCGAUUUCUGCAAUGAAUGAAGAAAAUACUGAGACUAAAGGAGAACAAGAAGUGGAUCUAAUGGAGGAACUGCUUGAUUCUGCCGACAAUUUUGAUGAACUUAAUGAUGUUUCCGAUGAUAAAGCAAAUAAGAGACGAAAGAAGGCUGUGGAAACAAAAGAUUCACCCACCAAAACAGAAGAAAAUAAGGAUUUGGCUGCCAAGAGAGCAAAGCUGAAGGAACGUCAAGAUGCUGCACGUGCAAAGAGAGAAAGCAAGAAGAAGCUGAAGCCUCCUAAGAAGGAAGGAGAAGGUGCUGACACCAUUAUCUUGGAUAAUGCUGCUGAUAUAGCGACUUUGGAAGAUCUUUCUGAUAUAGAAGAUGAAGUCCAAGAAGGAAAUGCUAAUGAAGAAGAUGGAGAUAAAAUGGGCGAAGAAGGGGACAUGGAAUUUGACACACGCUCUGAAGCAUCCUCCGACCACCAGUUUACAGAUGAUGAACCAUCCAUGAGUGAAGCAUCUAGGGCCUCAUCCAUUUCAAGAGAAUCUUCAGGAGGGAAAGAAGUCCAGGAAGAAGAAAAAGAGGAUAGGAAGAGGAAGCAUAGUCUUUCUGAUACAUCACUGAAAAGUGUGGAAGAACCUCCUAAGAAACCAAAGGAAAGUUCAUCCAAAAAGAAAUACGACUACAUAACAAAAGUAAAUUACCUCUUCCGAGAUGCAAGGUUCUUCCUAAUGAAGAGUAACAAUGCUGAGAAUAUUCAGAUCUCCAAGUCCAAAGGUGUGUGGUCAACACCGCCACAAAAUGAGGCAAAGCUCAAUCAAGCCUUCAGGGAAGCCAGGAAUGUCAUUUUAGUCUUUUCCAUCAAAGAAAGUGGGAGAUUUUGUGGUAAGGAAUGGUUUGUGCUGCAGCUUAUACCAGCUAUAUAUGAAUGCCAGUAUCAAGACCUUUUUUUUUUUUUAUAGCUCUUAUGGGUGAUC
This is a messenger RNA of Macrobrachium nipponense, 1078 nucleotides long. RefSeq names its product YTH domain-containing protein 1-like. Gene Ontology annotation, biological process: mRNA splicing, via spliceosome; regulation of alternative mRNA splicing, via spliceosome. The transcript has 7 exons. The coding region runs from base 134 to 1063 and encodes 309 amino acids. Gene Ontology annotation, cellular component: nucleoplasm. Lineage: Eukaryota; Metazoa; Arthropoda; Malacostraca; Decapoda; Palaemonidae. Gene Ontology annotation, molecular function: N6-methyladenosine-containing RNA reader activity; mRNA binding. The record is from RefSeq and is a predicted model, not a curated record.